Molecule: messenger RNA, 538 nt
Organism: Cladophialophora psammophila CBS 110553
Lineage: Eukaryota; Fungi; Ascomycota; Eurotiomycetes; Chaetothyriales; Herpotrichiellaceae
Exons: 1
Biological process (GO): proteolysis
Molecular function (GO): serine-type endopeptidase activity; tripeptidyl-peptidase activity
Source: RefSeq, a predicted model, not a curated record
CUCGGUUUACGGGGCGUGUCUGUGAUAUUCGCGUCAGGCGACACUGGUGUCGGCAGUGCGUGUCAAUCCAACGACGGCAAGAAAACGGCACGCUUUACGCUGAAUUUUCCGGCCACGCGCCCUUAUGUAACCCCUGUACGAGGCACUUACGCUCUAGAUUCGGAAAUCGAAGCUGCUUUUUCGUCGGGAGCGUUUUCCAAUUACUUCGUGACACCCCCUUAUCAGGGCAACACUACGAAGGCCUACAUUGCUAAGUUGGGCAACAGCAGUAAAGGGUAUUUUACCACCUCUGGUCGUGGCGACCCGGAUGUCUCCGCUCAAUCUGUGCGCUGCCUGAUUGAGAGCCAGGAUCAUUUGCAGUUCUUGUACGGAAUGUCUUGCGCAGCGCCAACCUUUGCUGCCGUCAUAUCCAAUUUGAACAACAAAGCGUUUAGCGCAGGGGAAGGGAAAGCUCGGCUUCUUAAACCCUUGGUUGUAUUCCCAGGGCAUCCAGGCAUUCGACGAUACCAUUCUGGGACGGUCUCGUGGGUGCUCGGGC